AUGUCUAGUGUCGCGAAGCCUUCAGAGCCCUCCCUCGCGCACUCGGAUACAGCACCAGCCACUGAGACGCCGACAAUCGAAAAGAGGUUCAACUUUUGGACCGCAUUUGGCGUUGCCGUCUGCACCUCGGGCGCGUGGGAAGGCUGGACUGCUUCCAUCGCCCAAGGACUUGCUGGCGGCGGUCCUGUCUGCCUCCUCUGGGGCUGGGUUGUCGUUUCAGUCGGGAUUAUCUGCAUGUCAUCCCCUUCUCCAACGGUAGUUGACGAGAAUGUCGGUGACAGCAUGUGGCCUUCAGCCGGAGGCCAAUAUGUUUGGGCAGCCAAUCUUGCCCCGGUAAAGUACUCUCGCGUGCUGAGCUGGACAACUGCAUGGCUGGGAGUAGCUGGGCUUUGGCUAGGAGCCUUGUCUUGCGGCAUGGGGGUCGCUGUUCAGACACAGUCCUACGCAAUAGUCUCGACAGAGUACGAGCCAAAGACCUGGCACGCAUUCAUGAUCUGCAUAGCCUGCAUGGUCUGUUGGGCCGUCGUCAACAUUUUCGCAGUGCAGCUGUUGCACUACAUGAACGCAGCAAUUCUUGUAGUUCAUGUUGUUGGCUACUUGCUUGUCAUUGGUGUCCUGGCUGGAUCAACUGAAGAGAAGCACGACGCCACAUUCGUCUUCACCAAGUUUCAGAACAGCACCGGCUGGGACAGCGAUUUUGUUUCCUGGUCCGUUGGCCUACUCUCUGCGCUGUACGCAUAUUUCUCUCUGGACACGGCGGCGCACUUUAGUGAAGAGAUUCCGAGAGCGAAUGUCCUCGUCCCUCGAGCAAUGAUACUACAAGCCGGCGCUACGGCGUUGAUGACCCUUCCGUUCAUUAUCACGGUUCUUUUUUGCAUCGGAGAUAUCAGCGAGGUGCUCGCCUCGCCCAUCGGGACCAUGAGCCCAUUCACACAAAUCCUGAUCAACAGUACCUCAAACGUCGGCUUAUCCUGCUUUCUCAAUUGCAUUAGCUCUUCCGUAGCCAUGGCUGCGGGAUUCGAUCUCUGGGGUGCUGCCUCCCGCGCCAUCUGGAGCAUGGCGCGUGACAAGGCCCUGCCUGCGACUCUCGCUAAGCUGCACCCGCGCUGGAAUGUGCCAGUCCUGGCCAACCUUGUCCUGCUUCUGCCAUCAAUUGUCAUUUUCAUGAUUUAUAUCUGGAAUACGACGGCAUUUUACGGCAUUAUGGCGGGAGUCCUGGUUUCUUUCCAGCUGUCCUAUGUUGUGCCUCUCGGCAUCAACAUCUUCUAUACGACAUGGUGGAAGAGAGAACUAACAAAGGGGCCCUUUACCAUGGGCAGAUUCUCCUUUCCAGUGCAUGUUGUUGCAUUUUUGUUUGGCUGUUAUAUGGUUCUCUUCAUCUCAUUUCCAGUUAAUCACCCCGUUACUGCUGCUAAUAUGAACUACGGGUCAGCGAUCAUCGGCGCCAUUUCGAUCUUGGCGAUUAUGCUCUGGAUAUUCUACGGUCGAAACUACUACUACGGGCCUUUACAGUUCACUGCAACCGAGGCGGAGCAGACCGAGUCCAUCGCAUCCAAGGCGGAGCAUACUGGAACCGCGAAGCUAGGUCAGCCUUAG
Messenger RNA from Beauveria bassiana ARSEF 2860, 1596 nucleotides. RefSeq names its product GABA permease. Gene Ontology annotation, biological process: transmembrane transport. The coding region runs from base 1 to 1596 and encodes 531 amino acids. Lineage: Eukaryota; Fungi; Ascomycota; Sordariomycetes; Hypocreales; Cordycipitaceae. The transcript has 8 exons. Gene Ontology annotation, cellular component: membrane. The record is from RefSeq and is a predicted model, not a curated record. Gene Ontology annotation, molecular function: transmembrane transporter activity.